GUAACUAGUCACAUUUAUUUAUAAUGGAAGAAGAUGCACAUUUCGAGCAAUUGUGUAAAGAUGUGUACGGGUAUUACGGAAAUAUACGCGACACACCGCCCAAUCAGCUCGCCCUAAUCAUGUUGAGGUCAAUGGGCGAGCACUGGACCCUUGAAGAAGUAGAUUAUGUGCUAACUAAUAGAAAUGAUGACAAUAAGUACCUCAGCUUUCUAGAAUUCAGGCGGCUUGCCAAGUCGAAAUGGUUCAGGCCCUCCGGCAAGAACGACAAGCUUAUAGUCAGUGGAGGUUACGAAGUGCCCCUAAAUAUGCCAAUAGAAGAUGUAAAGGAACUCGAAUCCGCAUUUAACAGGAUAUCGGACUUUUACUCUCCGAAACAAACACCCAGGAAAACUGUGGAGCUAGAUGCACUUUAUAGUAUACUAACAGGGGUUGGAGAUAAAAUGCCAAAAAACAUCGCCAAACAGGUACUCUCGGACCUGCACGUAUACGAAAACAAAGUCUCACUUAGAGCAUUAUUAUGUCUAUUAGGAAGCAAAACAUAAUUGAUAUUUUACA
Molecule: messenger RNA, 555 nt
Organism: Theileria equi strain WA
Lineage: Eukaryota; Apicomplexa; Aconoidasida; Piroplasmida; Theileriidae
Exons: 2
Coding region: 24-542 (172 amino acids)
Source: RefSeq, a predicted model, not a curated record